UUUUUUGGGUAUAAAAAGAGUUACAAAAGUUUAAUGAUUGUAAGGUUUGUGAAGAAAAUGUGGUUGGAAUUUUAGUAGCUUUUGUAGUUUUGGGUUUCUUUUUGUGUAAAUUAGUGUGGUGAAGAAAGGAAAUGAGUGAGACGGCAAGCGUUACGGCGCUCGCUGUUUCGGAGAAUAGACCUCGAAAGAGUGGUGGAUGUGUUGGAAUAUUUUUUCAGCUUUUUGAUUGGAAUAAAAGGUUUGCGAAAAAGAGGCUUUUUUCGAAGAGGUUGCUUCCACCACCAGAUCGUGCGAAAGAAGCUUCAAAGAAGUUUGGAGGUGAUGAGAAGUUGCCUAAGUUAAGACUGAUUGCUGAUGAAAAUAGUGGGGGAUUUCCAAAUAAGACUAAAUGUGGUGUGUCAAAUAAUGAUGAUAAUAGUAAUGUAGGAAAGAAUAAUGGAGUUCAAACUCCUAGUUUGGUUGCUAGGCUUAUGGGGUUAGAUUCAUUGCCGUCUGUGCAACGGUGUAAACUUUUGAAAGAUUCUUCCGGUGAAUUUAGGGGAGGGAGAAUGGACAAAGUCGUGGGCGAAAAUGAUGAGUGUGACAAGGAAGCCACGAGGCAAGAAACGAGGCCACAAAAGCUUCAAAAGACUGGAAUGGCUGAUAGAAGGAAUGUGAGUAGGUUUGGAGCUGAAGCUUUGCAAUUGAAAAAUGUUUUAUCUCGAUCCAGAAAACAUCAUCACCCGAAACUUGCAUCCCCUGUAAAAAGUACUAGUCAUCAUACAAGGAGGAAUACAUCGAGGUUAAUUGGUGUUGCUACUAGGAUUUUAGAACCUGGGGGUAGAAAUAGGUCUAAAUAUGCUAUUACUUAUCCUCACAGUAUACGAACACCAGAGCCAAUGAAGGCUGAAAAUCUUGAUAUAUUGAGUGGACAUGCAUCGUGCAAAAACUGUGGCAAUUUGGUGGAUAUUGUAGAGUCUACAUCAAAAAGAGAUGUGCAUACAACUGUUUUUGAUUCUGGUAAUCCUUUUCAAGUGUCACCGAAUGGUAACUCGAGACUUGCUUCUUCAUCUUUCGAUCAGGAAGAAGCAUAUUGUUUUAACGAAAGUAAACAAUUGUCACAGCCUCAAAGUUUUGCAUCCCAGUCGUAUUACAAGGACAAUAACCAAAGGCUGGUUGACAUUGGGGUUUCAUCUCAAGCAAAACUGAACUCUUUGCCAUUUAACAGCGAUACCAGAGACUUUGUUGCCUUGAAUAAGAGUUUAAGUGGUCGAAUGCGGUCAAGGUUACCGGUUAAAGUUGAGGAUACUAAGUUUGAUAAGAGGAGUCAGUUUGACAAUGGGCGUGAUCACGGGCAGAAAAGACAGUUCUCACAUAUCAGAAAAAAAGGAGAAAGUUCUGGAGUGGUAUGUUCUUCCAAUAACAAGGCAAGAAUGGUCAGUAGUGCUGCAUCUACUGGAAAACAGAUGGAAUCGGAUCCUUGUUCCAUAGACCGUAUUGGUGAUAGUGGAAACAAGAACUUCGAUGGGAUGGGAUUUCGAUUUAAGUCCCCUAUGAAGAACAGGUCUGAAGUUCCGACAAAAGUAGAGAGACGAAGGAACCAAAAGGCUUCUCCUUGUAAAAUAUCUCGACGCAAAAACUUUACAUCAAAUGGAAAUGAUGAGCUCUCCUUGCAGAAACCAUUCCCUUUGUCAGGAGAUUCGUUGGGUGUUAUCCACGAAGAAAAGGUGCAUGAUUUGUCGAGGCAAUUAGAGUAUGAACCAGAAAUUAAUGGUACUGCACAAAAGAGGACACCAUCUCAUAUAUUUGAAGAGCUAUUAUGUGCCUUAAACAUGGAGAGACGGCCGCUUCCUCAAAAGAGCCAUCAUCCCCACCAUCUCAGUCAUAAGUAUGACCACAACACGAAGUUCUAUUUGCAGGCAAAACAAGAAAAAGCAGGAGCGUUUAAUGGGCGUAGAAAUGUUGAUCUUCUUAGCCCGGGAUCUGUUCUUGAAACGUCAUUUUCAAAUGAUAGCUUCUGCUCUAGCAGUUUCGAAGAUAGCACAGUACCCACACGGAAUGCGGACUCCAUGAGUUACUCGUAUGAUGAAUCCCAAAUUCAAGAAUUAGAGACAGAUCCCUUUUAUUCCGAUUUCGUGUUAAGCAAAGAAAAUACUCAAAUCGAGUUGGUAACUGAUCUUCUCACCUAUAUUUCACAAGUAUUAUGCAGCAUUGAUCUCGUUGAUUCUAGAAUAAAGGGAAACAACCUUGCUCACAUAAAAGAAGUCAUCUUCAACACAGAGCUAGUCCUUGCCAGUCAAAUCCCUCACAACCCAAAUGCAGUCAACUCUUUCUUCGUAUGUGACCUUCUUCUUGGACUAGACUCCAUAGCACGCGUAAUGUGGACCAGUUUCGGCAACUUUCUUGGGUCUGAGAACUCAAAUGCGGGAUAUCAGUUAAAGCUCUUUGUCUUUAAUGCUCUAGUUGGAUAUUUAGACUCCAAGUAUGGUCAAUAUGCAAAAUGCGGAUUUAGAGCAUGGAUGAACCUCCCUCCGUUUAUGGGUCCUGAGAUUCUAGUUCACGACGUUGCAGAGGAAGUGAUAAGGUGGAUGGGUUUUGUUGGUGUCACAUCAGAUGAGCUAGUAGAGAGGGACAUGAGCCAUUCUUUAGGAAAAUGGACAGAUUAUGAAAUUGAAGAAUACGAGACGGGUGCUAAAAUUGAAGGGGAUAUUUUCCACUUGUUGAUUGAUGAAAUUGUUGUCGAUAUGUUGACUGACAUUGCCUUUUUUAGGCUAUGAAGGAGUUCAAUGUAAUGGUCAAAAUUGAUUUCAAUGAAGAUUGCUGUAGUGUUAGUGUUUGUACAAAUUGAUGAAUGUUGAAAGAAGCAAGAUGUUGUGUUUUUGUUGGGUGCCAAGUAAAUUUCUAAUUGUUUGUUCUGAACAAAAUGCAUUUUGUUUUAGUUGUAAUCUGUAUGUUUUGUUGUAAUUAAAUGUCAGCAAGUUUGAAAGAGAAGAAAAUAUUGAGGUAGAA
Messenger RNA from Erigeron canadensis, 2988 nucleotides. RefSeq lists its product as uncharacterized. The transcript is spliced from 5 exons. The record is from RefSeq and is a predicted model, not a curated record. Bases 132 to 2756 code for a protein of 874 amino acids. Lineage: Eukaryota; Viridiplantae; Streptophyta; Magnoliopsida; Asterales; Asteraceae.